Molecule: messenger RNA, 1392 nt
Organism: Letharia lupina
Lineage: Eukaryota; Fungi; Ascomycota; Lecanoromycetes; Lecanorales; Parmeliaceae
Exons: 2
Coding region: 1-1392 (463 amino acids)
Source: RefSeq, a predicted model, not a curated record
AUGGAGGGUUCCGUGGUAAGAGGAAUGCGGCCGGAUCCGGACAGACUUCCCAAUGACCAUUUUAUCGAAUGGCUAGCAGAAGCAAAGCAGCUGUAUCAUCAUGAGCUGCCCCCACUCGCCGAGAAGAAUCAAGGCAGUACCAGAGCCGGUCUCCGCAAACCCUGGCUGGGUCCUGCAGAAGGGUUUUCGAAGCGAACAAUUGCUUAUGGGAUGUGGCAGAAAGAUCCAGGAGACUCUGAAGGGUCCAAUAUCGAUUCGAAGUCACAGCAUGCAAAUCCCAUGCAGAUGCUCUCUAAUCCAACUUUUGUUGGAUCACCGGCCAACCUUGAUGGCCGUGCCCAACAACAGCCAGAGUGGCAACCAUCAAAAUUACAUCUGACAAAUCCUUUGGAUCCAUCUUCGGCGCGUCCAGCCACCUUGAAUCUAGGGUACAUUACGCCUCAACAAAACGCCCACUAUUUUUUGCUCAACAACCCUCGGAGACUCAUGCAAGCCAAAGGUCUUGACGUACAGCUCUCCCCUCCCACGGCACAUCACGAUAGUCAGCAUUCCGUUCAGGCGCCAACCGAAAGAGCACCUUUUUCGGGACCGAUACACGAUGUAUCAUCUCCAAAGGGACGUGAAGAGGAUUCCCCAAACGGCCCGUGUGAAUUUGUGCCGGUGUCACCAUAUCAGCAUCUGACCUCCAAACCCAACGAGGACAGCGCAAAUGGAAUUCAAAGACAAUAUUAUGCCCCUGCGGAACGCACCGACGAGGGGGCAACCAGCGAACAGCCACAUGGAAACAGUGCGGACACCCCCAUAUCCCAUGGACCGCAGAAUCAGGGUCACGAAUCCACAGACCCCAGCUCCCUAGCAAGGCCAACGAAACGUAGGCGUCAGAUCUCCACCCCAAACCCCUUGAACCCCACAUCACCGCAGCUCCCGACGGCAAUGCGUUCUCCAUCCACCCACUCGUCGCCACGACCAACCCCAUCCGCAUCCUCGCUGAACCCCUCCAGGUUCCCAACCCCAACAUCCCUAAACCCAGAGGAACCCACAGACUCACCGUUCCAACUCCCCUCCCACAAACAGUCCCGCACGACCCUCUUCAUCGCCAUCCCCCUCUCAACCGACACCGUCCCUCUCAAACUCCGCUCCUGCAUGACUCUCUCCUCCUUCCUCACCGCCGUCCUCGCAAUCUGCGCUCAGCCGGGCCAGCACAAUCAUAUCAUCUCGGGCAUCAGGGUUACGUUCGAUUGGAAGCAAGACAAGGACGUCGACAGGGCGAUUCUGCUCAAACAGGAUCUCCCCGACACGUUCGAAGUGUUGUUGGAGAUCGUCGAUGGGGCGCCGUGUUGGGGCGAGGAAGGGGGCCGGUGUGGCGUCGCUGUUGAGGUCGUGCUGGUGUGA